Messenger RNA from Pocillopora damicornis (cauliflower coral), 4008 nucleotides. Its product is annotated as histone acetyltransferase KAT6B. Gene Ontology annotation, molecular function: DNA binding; zinc ion binding; transcription coregulator activity. Gene Ontology annotation, cellular component: nucleus; nucleosome; chromatin. NCBI's taxonomy places the organism in Eukaryota, Metazoa, Cnidaria, Anthozoa, Scleractinia, Pocilloporidae. Gene Ontology annotation, biological process: regulation of transcription by RNA polymerase II; nucleosome assembly. The record is from RefSeq and is a predicted model, not a curated record.
UGUUUUGUUUUUUAUUUAUUUACUGACAAAAAAAUCGCAGUUAUAAUUAAAACUAUGUUAUAUUACGAAGGAACAACUCGGUAACGACUAAAAAUAGUCUGCUCAAUUUUCUCGUAGAAGAUCAGAACCCGGCUAAAUAAUUUAUUUCCUUUUAUCCAAUCACACAACACCUUGAGCUAAUUAUGCAAGAUGGCGUCAAUUCGUUGUGUACGGUGGAUAUGUCGUUACUUGUUAGGAGAUUUUGCUUUGUACAGCAAAACUUGGAGGUGAUCGAUGGAACGUUGGUAUAGAUAGCCCUUGGAAUUAAUUUGAAUUAUAUUUCCUCGAGACUGGAGAGUUGAUCUGCCUGUGGAAAGUGUAGAUCAAAGAUGGCUCGGGGUAGAAGCAGUGUUGGUAAAGACAAGGAAAAGGAGAAAGAGAAGGACAGUGACCGCCAGCCAGAUCCAAAAUAUGCUCUUUGGAUAAUUGCUGCUAUUGGUAAAGUUAAGGGACAAAAGCAACGUCCAAGUGAAGACAGAAUUGCUCACAUUCUGGAAAAUGUUUAUGGCUUAGAACAACAAGAGGCCUUGGAACAGCUAGAACUGUGUGUAAAGACAGGGAGAGUUCUGAAGGUAGUUUUUAAAAACAAAGCAUCAUACAAAGACCCUGCAAAAGUACCAGCUCACAUGCGAGGUAUUGUUGAAAAACCCACCGAUCUCCAAGGGUUCAUCAAAGAAGCUCUUGAGAAUAUUGGGGAUGAAAAUGGUUGCACGCAACAAGCGAUUCAUAAUUAUAUAGUGGACCAUCAUGCUGCAAGUUUAGAAUCCACUGGAAAUGCUCGGAUUAAAGAGUCUCUCAAGAAAGGACUUGCUUCUGGAGUUUUCAUCAAGGAAGGCAGAUAUUACAGGCUAGCAACACCACCUAAGCCUAAGAAAAAGAAAGUUGAUGCCAGCACAUAUUGUGGCUUUUGCCUUGGAACAGCAGAACGCAAUAAAGAUGGUGUAGGAGAAGAGCUAAUCUCCUGUGCAGAUUGUGGAAACAGUGGUCACCCAUCAUGUUUGAAGUACUCUCCUGAGCUGACAGCUCGAAUUAAACAAGAACCUUGGCAAUGCAUUGAGUGUAAAGUGUGCUUUGUAUGUCAAGAUGCUGGCAAUGCUGAUAACCUGUUGUUUUGUGAUGCGUGUGACAAAGGAUUUCAUAUGGAAUGUCUUAGUCCUCCAAUGAAAGAAACCCCCACAGGAAGCUGGGUUUGUGCAAAAUGUAAGGUGAAAACUCCUGGCCGACGAAAGAAAGGACAAGUUGAAACACCUAUUACCAGUCCACCGCGCAGAAAAAUUCAACCUCAGGCAACAGCUGAAGUUCAAGGAUCAAGUGUAUGCCCAACACCUGGAUGUGAUGGGUCAGGACAUGUUAAUGGACGAUUCACAUCUCACCGAAGUCUUCCAGCUUGUCCAAUUGCAAAUGAGUCCAAAAAAUUUGACGAUGAUGCCAAAGCUGCUGAUGAAACUCCUAAGAGGAGACCUGGUAGACCUCCAGCCUCCAGUAAAUCAACACCGAUGACUCCACUCUCCCCUAUAUCUCCAAGGAAACAGCAACAAUUACCACCAGGAGUAACAGAGGAAGAUCUGGCCUUGUUCAAACAGGCUCAGGAGAAAGCAAAUGCUGCCAUGAACCUUGAUACAUCCACCACCCUUGUGCCAAGUACUCGCUCACCUCCACUGAUCCAGUUUGGUCGUUACGAGAUUGUUACUUGGUAUUCUUCACCAUAUCCUCAAGAAUAUGCCAGGCUUCCCAAACUAUACCUGUGUGAGUUUUGUCUCAAGUACAUGAAGAGUACCAGCAUUCUUAUGCGCCACAUGACAAAGUGUAAAUGGUUUCAUCCUCCAGCAAACGAAAUUUACCGCAAAGGUGAAAUCUCUGUGUUUGAGGUGGAUGGUGCAGUUAACAAGAUCUAUUGUCAGAACCUCUGCCUAUUAGCCAAGCUCUUCCUUGAUCAUAAGACGCUGUACUAUGAUGUGGAGCCAUUCCUGUUUUAUGUCCUAACGAAGAACGACAAAAAGGGCUGUCAUUUGGUAGGAUAUUUCUCAAAGGAAAAGUCUUGUCAACAGAAGUACAACGUGUCAUGUAUUAUGACAAUGCCCCACUAUCAAAGACAAGGGUUUGGCCGACUGCUCAUUGACUUUAGUUACCUCUUGUCGAGAAUCGAAGGCCAGCCGGGCUCCCCUGAGAAGCCAUUGUCAGACCUUGGCUUGAUCAGUUAUCGUAGCUACUGGAAAAGUGUUUUACUGGAGUAUUUGCACGAUCACAAGGAAAAGCAUGUCACCAUAAGAGGGAUCAGUAAGUCGACUGGAAUGGAUCCACACGACAUUGCUGCCACUCUUCAGAUACUCAACAUGGUGCACAAAAAGGAUGGAAAGUUUGUGCUAUGUGUUAACCAACGCUUGAUCAACACUCACAUGGAAAAAUUACGAAUGAGUGCUCGCAUCACCUUGGACCCUGACGCACUCAGAUGGACUCCCUUGGUGCACACUAACCUGGCGCUCGUCGAUAAAGAGAACGAAGCUGCAAACGGACAUCUCGAAGGCGGAAAGAACGGUACAGCAGACAACAAGGAUGGCUCGGCGGACGCUGGUGAUCGGCAAGUAGACGUGCUCAACGACAGUCAUGUGGACAAAUCGAAAGAUGGAUUGGUUAUAAACGGCAUUGCUGAAUAUGAAGACGAAAGUGCCUCCGAGGAUGAUGAUGAGGGACCGAUUAUUCGGCCGAGAAAGCGCCGACGAAGUAAUACGCUUUCCGACAGCGGCUCGGAUAAAACUGAGGAGAAGGUAACAGACGAAGCGGGAGUGUUGAAGAACGAGGAUAAAACGAACAAGGAAUUAGCUGGUUUUGACACUACAACAAGUGGAAAGCUGAACAGUGCAGAGGGCGAAAGUGGGAUCAUCAAGAAGAAAAUGAAGCUGAACGAUGAAGAGUCGAGCGCCGAAGCCAGCGACGACUCAGCUGAUAAUUCAGAUUCCGAAGAUUCCUCCUCCUCAUCGUCGUCGUCAUCUUCGUCCUCAUCUGAAGACAGUGAUAAUGGCGAACCUAUGGACCAUACCGAAGAUAACCCUUCAAGAGAAAACGAAGACUCCCGCAAAUGUUCCGAAGAUGGCUCAAGCGAGUCUUCGUCCGAGAUUAACAACUCCCCGGCGGGCGUCUACUCGGGAUUUGGGAGUCAGUUGGAUAAUAGAAAUCCCUUAGAGACUUUAGCAGAUAUGGACUCUGCCUUCCCGAGAUUGUCACCAACAAGUUUCGAGUGUAAGGAGAGUAACAGGUCGGACUCUAUGGCCGUAGAUCAAGAUAUGAACCCGGUGGUUGAUUUCCCAGAUACAGAUAGCACAGCUCUUAUUAAAGAACUGUCUGAGGAAGUGUUCUCGAUCGGCGCCACGCCUUCUCUUGGAGGCCAGCAUUCUUCCGACGACGAAAUUUGAGUACGGUGUUAGCCUGGUGUGCUUUUUUGGCAGUGCAAUUCUUUUCUUUUGUAAAAAAUGCUGAUUUUCUUGAAUAAUGCUAUUCUCUUUUGAAGUCCUUUUACUCUUAUAUUAAAACCCUUGUUUUCCAUUCAGGUGAAAUUAAGAUAGAUUAAUAAAAACAUAUGUACAUUUAUGGAACAGUUUAAACUAAACUUUGUUAUGCUCCAUUUGAAACUUCAAGUUAUCGAUGCAAACAUAAUUAAUCUUUUAUCGUUUGUUCUCAUUUUGUAUUGAUAGUGGAAGUGUAGAAAUGACAACUUAACAAGUAAAGCGUAAUUUAAACUAGGAAGAUAAGUUUUUGUUUUUUUUUUUCGCAGUCAGGUGUUUUCCUUGUGCAACAUCUUCAUGUAAAUUUGUUAAGUAACGUAACGUGGUUUGGCGCAUGAUUCCUCAUUUGUAUAAAAAAGUAAAAAUUAGUAAAGCCUUUUUGGAUGAAACCUUUUGUAAUGAACGCAUUGUUGGAUGAAUAUUGUAAAUUUGGUUGAUGAGUAGUUAUUAAUAUAUCACAGAGAUUAUA